This is a messenger RNA of Drosophila hydei, 1848 nucleotides long. RefSeq lists its product as uncharacterized. Lineage: Eukaryota; Metazoa; Arthropoda; Insecta; Diptera; Drosophilidae. Gene Ontology annotation, biological process: regulation of mitotic nuclear division; negative regulation of meiotic nuclear division. The record is from RefSeq and is a predicted model, not a curated record. Gene Ontology annotation, cellular component: nucleus. The coding region runs from base 386 to 1690 and encodes 434 amino acids. The transcript has a single exon.
AAGAGAACCAAUAUAUUGAGGUCUAAUACGCUUAUCAAAAUGCUUUAACAUUUUUAAUAAUAACUAUUAAAUUAUGUAGCUAACUACUAUUUUAUAUGCAACAGUUAAUUUUUUGUUUAUAAAUUGAAAAUUGAAUUUACUUAUCAGUUAGCUUGCGGCAGUCAACAUCACCAAUCACAUAGCAAGCAGCUUGUUGAUGCUUACCUCACACAGUUUCAUCACCGCUAAUUGGUGCAUAGCUAUCGAUAUGCGCUUGCAUCGAUAUAAACAAAAGCAGCUCUAAUAUUUGCAUCGACGCCAAUUGUGACGACACAAACAAGCAACUAAAAAUUAAAAACACAAAUGUAAAAGUCAAACAAAAAAUUAAUUGGCUAUUCAUUCCAAAAUGAGUGCCUACAAUCGUAAAGUAUUUAAAAAACACUGCUUCGGCAGAAAAUCUCUUGAUGCGGACAGUGCAAUGGAAGAAUCGGGCUACGCAUCCUUCAGAGUGCUGCACAACUCAACCGUGGAGGCGCCAUUUUUAUUUGAACGUGAUAGCGAGUCGGAGAACUGCCGCAACGCAUCGAAUACAACACAUUCACACUUCAAUUCGAUACAAUUCCAAACGCCGGAUAGCAGCAACUGCAACGAUUCCAAUUCCACACUUUGGCACAAAUCGUUUAGCCUGCCCGCCGUCAGCUGCGUGCAACUGGAGGAGAGCGAGGAUGAGGAUGCUCAGUCAUGCAAGUCACCGCUGCUGCAGUUUUCCAAUCAACUACAAUGUGCGGGCAAACGCCGCAAAUCACAUUACCAGCCUAUGGCUCAUCACAGUAGUCCCAAAAAGUCGAAGAGAAACCUCUUUCCACAGCCACCUCAGGAUUCCCUUUGUCGCACCCGCUAUUAUGACGGCUGCGAACACCUGGACAUCGUGGGCAUGCUCAGCAAUACGCUGCCCGCGCUAGAAUGCAUUCUGUCCCACGUCAGCUCACACACACUGGACGACAUGACCAAGGUGUCGAAGCGCUGGGCGCAAACGGUGCUCAAGAGUCAGCGGGCAACGGAGCGUCUGCACAAUCAUCGCUUUAAGAUGAACCUCACCAAGGAGAACACCGCACAGCCCCUGAAGCAUGGACGAAUGAUGUCCAAGAACUCGAAUAACAAUUUAGUGCCAUUUCAACCAUCCAAUGCCAUUCGGAGACCAAACAAACAAGAUAGCCAUAAGAUCGAGCCCAAAGAUGAGAACUGCCCGCUGGUGGAGCAGGUGCAACGCAUCAAGUGUCCACGUUGCGGCAAGUCCAGCAAAGUAUUCUACAGCAAGACACCCGCUGAGCAAACGCCGAAAUUGAAUCGUCAGCUGCUAUCCCGAGCUGCCCUUUCAAAUACAUUGCCACAUGCCAAGUCCUUUAACGAGCCAAAGACGGGGCUCAUCCGCUUCUAUUCGCUGGACGAGGUGAAGAGUUCGCCGAUCGGGCAGGCCAACGGACCCUCUCAACCCUACUCCAUAGGCGAAUGCACCAGCGUCUUUUGCAAGUUCCGUUUCUGCGUCCACUGCUGCUGCCCGCCGCAUCCUGGCGAAAAAUGUUUGGUCACAGAGAUGGGCACGCCCUCGAAAGUGAUGAUGCCCAGUGAGAAUAUUACGCCGCCCAAGCGCAAUCAAAAAUUCGACUAUAAACUGAGUCGUAAGAAUUCGCUGAAGCGCUUAAACUUUUAAGCAGAGAGCAGAAGAACAUCGAACAAAAAGCAUUAAAAAACAAAUAUCUGUAUUUUUAGUCUUAGUUAUAUGAACAUUCAACUGUACCAAGGUUUUUGUUUUAAAUGUUUAACUAGUAUUAUAAUCGUCGACAUCGCAUCAACUUAGAAUGUUCACAU